CACAACUUGAACAUCUCCAGCCAAAAGAAGAGAAGUGAGAGUAUAUAUAUAUAUAAAAGUGCUAGCUGAAGGAAGAUGUCUGGAGAAGCAGAUCGAACGAGCAUUGAGGAAGAGAUGGACACAGGAAAGGAGACUGCAGAGAAGAACCUGAAGCUCAAAGACCGAAAGGUAUCAUGGGCAAAGCUACGCCGCGUAGAUUCUCUCAAUUUAGAAGCUGGAAGAGUUUCUACGGUUGCUCACAACCCCUACCAGAUGGGUUGGAGGACGACGCUGAUCUUAGCAUUUCAAAGCAUAGGGGUGGUAUACGGUGAUAUUGGUACAUCACCACUUUAUGUGUAUGCAAGCACCUUCACUAAAAAAAUUAACAACAAUGAUGACAUUCUUGGCGUCUUGUCUCUCAUCAUCUAUACCAUUGUGCUCAUACCUUUGCUUAAAUAUGUCUUCAUCGUAUUGUGGGCCAACGACAACGGCAACGGUGGAGCGUUUGCACUCUAUUCGCUAAUCUGUAGGCAUAUAAAGAUGAGUUUGAUUCCAAAUCAAGAACCAGAGGACAGGGAGCUUUCUAACUACAAACUUGAAACACCGUCUACUGAGUUUAAACGAGCCCAGAAACUAAAGCAGAAGCUUGAGGGCAGUCAUGUUGCGCGGGUUGUGCUUAUUCUUCUAGCUAUAGUGGGAACUUCCAUGGUCAUAGGAGACGGGAUUCUUACACCGUCAAUCUCAGUCCUUUCUGCGGUAAGUGGGAUCAGUACAUCUUUAGGUCAAGAUGCUGUUGUGGGGAUCACUAUAGCAAUCUUGGCAGUCCUAUUUUAUGUGCAACGAUUUGGUACAGAUAAAGUGGGGUUCGCAUUCGCUCCAAUAAUUUUGGUGUGGUUUUUAUUCAUUGGUGGAAUUGGCCUUUACAAUUUAUUUAAAUAUGACAUUGGCGUAUUACGUGCUUUUAAUCCAAAAUAUAUAUAUGAUUACUUCAAACGGAACGGCAAGGAAGGAUGGAUAUCACUUGGUGGAGUCUUUUUGUGCAUAACAGGAUCCGAGGCCAUGUUUGCUGACUUGGGUCACUUUAAUGUACGAUCCAUUCAAAUUAGCUUUUCUUGCAUCACAUUUCCUGCAAUAGUGGCUGCAUAUAUUGGGCAAGCAGCAUUUCUACGGAAGUUCCCUGAGAAAGUGGCCAAUACUUUCUAUGAUAGUAUACCGGAUCCCUUAUAUUGGCCAACAUUUGUUGUUGCUGUUGCUGCUGCCAUUAUAGCUAGCCAGGCAAUGAUUUCGGGAGCAUUCUCUAUUAUAUCUCAGGCCCUAAGUCUAGGUUGUUUCCCAAGAGUUAGGGUAGUGCACACUUCCAUUAAACAUCAGGGUCAGGUGUAUAUUCCUGAGGUCAACUACAUGUUCAUGAUUGCAUGUAUUGUGGUCUGUGCUGCCUUCAAGACCACAGAAAAGAUUAGCCAUGCAUAUGGGAUUGCAGUUAUUGGUGAUAUGAUGAUCACAACAACACUAGUUUCGCUAAUAAUGCUUGUUUUGUGGAAAAAGAGUCUGUGGCGAGUGGGUCUGUUCUUUUUGGGAUUCGGUUUCGUUGAGAUUGUUUAUUUCUCUUCUCAACUAACCAAGUUUACAGGAGGAGGGUAUCUUCCAAUAGUAUCAGCUAUGUUCUUGACGGCAGUGAUGGGAAUCUGGCAUUAUGUGCACAAAGAAAGAUACAUGUUUGAAUUGAAAAACAAGGUUUCGAGUGCGUAUUUGAAUGAACUGGCCAACAACCCAGACGUAAGGAGAGUGCCCGGAAUAGGACUUCUGUACUCAGAGCUAGUACAAGGCAUUCCUCCCAUAUUCCAACACUUAAUAGACAACAUACCAUCUAUCCAUUCAAUUAUUGUGUUUGUCUCCAUCAAGGCAAUUCCUGUUAGUAGAGUUGCAUCAGAGGAGCGCUUUUUGUUUCGGCAGGUGGAGCCGAGAGAUUACAGAGUUUUUCGUUGUGUUGUGAGGCAUGGUUACAAUGACGUGCUUGAGGAUCCUGCAGAGUUUGAGUCACACUUGAUACAAAAUCUCAAGGCAUUCGUUCAACAUGAGAACUAUAUGCUCGAGGUUGAUGGAACUGAACACGCAUCAGCUGAGACUGAGAUGAUAGCAGCAGUAGGUAAGGGUUCUUCCAACAGAAUAAUCCCAGAUCAAGCUGCAGCCUCAUCCGACUCCAUUCGAUCAUUGGGGGCCAGUGCGACCAAGUCAUCCUCUUUCAUUUCCCCACCCAUCCAGGGAGCUGAAGACGAAAUCAAAUUCAUAGACAAAGCAUUGGAGAAGGGCGUCGUCUAUAUGCUAGCAGAAGCAGAGGUAGUUGCUCACCCAUCUUCCUCCAUCUUGAAUAAGAUUGUUGUCAACUAUGUUUAUAGCUUCUUCAGAAAGAACUUUAGACAAGGCCAGAAUUCCAUGGCAAUCCAACGCAACAGACUUCUCAAGGUUGGAAUGACUUAUGAAAUAUGACCUCGAUUUCCAGUAGUUUCACUGUCCAUACAUAAAAAUAAAGAAAUAUGUACUUUGCUUGAAUUUUGUAUCUUUUCCACCAAAUCAUGCAAGUUAUAAGUUAUGUUCAAGAAAAAGCCUUCGCUCCAAUAAGCCUUCAAAACUUUCCAAAAUAUAAGCAAUCCCAAUGCCCAACAUCAUCGGAGUCGGAGCUAGACACUUUCACAGAAAGUGCCAACUUUGAAUCAUUUAUGUGUAUUGAUACUUUUUUUAUUUUUUAAACUAAACAAAGCUCAUUUCAUUGCAUUAAA
Messenger RNA from Glycine soja, 2756 nucleotides. Its product is annotated as potassium transporter 5. Gene Ontology annotation, cellular component: membrane. The transcript is spliced from 9 exons. Lineage: Eukaryota; Viridiplantae; Streptophyta; Magnoliopsida; Fabales; Fabaceae. Gene Ontology annotation, biological process: potassium ion transmembrane transport. Gene Ontology annotation, molecular function: potassium ion transmembrane transporter activity. The coding region runs from base 76 to 2466 and encodes 796 amino acids. The record is from RefSeq and is a predicted model, not a curated record.